AUGAAGUCUCUUCUCUUUCUCUCCCUCCUGGCUACGGCCACUGCUAUUCCCGUUGAAUCUGAUUCUCUCGAUGACGCCCUCGUCUUGCUCGGCGAUGGCAGCACCCAACGCAUCAAGAAACAAGAUCUCUCCUCUCUCUUCACUCCCCCCAGAGAAGUCCCUCACUUCCUCGAAACCCACGCCAACAACACCAACUACAAGCGUGGCAGCGACGUCGAGCUCAUCAUCGAACUGCCCGAUGAAGACUUUCUCGGCUGGGACACGGCCAUGUCGACCGUGACGCACGCCAACGAGGCAGACGUCAGCCUGGCCAUCAUGUCGGGACAAAACAUCGCCAACAGCGUGUCUGUAUCGACGGGCGUGGAUGUCACUCUCGUCAAGGACUUUCUCAGUUUCUCCUCGAGCAUCGACUACCAGCAUUCAGUCACCAGUUUGGUUUCCGGCACGGCGACCUUGACCAUCCCCAAGAAUCGAUGGGGAUGCAUCGUGAGCAACCCAAAGACGCACCGACGCAGUGGAUAUGUCUACAAGGGGACACCGGGUGGAGCGUCGACGUUCAACCACUACCAGGCCGAUUCGUUUGAGGAUUCCAGCUACAACUACAAUGGAGGGAAAUUGUCGUGGGUGAAGGGCGUGGUGACGACCUGUCUGGGAGACAAAUACCCUCUUCCCCGCUGCCUUGGACAGGGGACUUUGGAGUGA
Aspergillus wentii DTO 134E9 is the source of this 702-nucleotide messenger RNA. RefSeq lists its product as uncharacterized. Lineage: Eukaryota; Fungi; Ascomycota; Eurotiomycetes; Eurotiales; Aspergillaceae. The transcript has a single exon. The record is from RefSeq and is a predicted model, not a curated record. The coding region runs from base 1 to 702 and encodes 233 amino acids.